Molecule: messenger RNA, 361 nt
Organism: Closterium sp. NIES-65
Lineage: Eukaryota; Viridiplantae; Streptophyta; Zygnematophyceae; Desmidiales; Closteriaceae
Source: the annotation of a GenBank genome assembly
AUGUGCCCCAUCGUGGGCGAAGCUUCCUCGUACUUUCUCCCCAUGGCCACCGCACUGUCCCUCCCCUGCAGCGUCCACACGCCUCUGGGCCCUCUAAAGGGGAAGCGGGAAUGGGGGAGGGCGGUGGUUGGGGAAAAGGGGAGUGAGGCACCUUUGCUCGAAUCUCCCACACUCCAACACCAGCCGCAGCAGCUGCUGGAUCUUCGCCUCUACUUGCUCGGUCGGGUGGAUCCUCCUCCGGUGGGGCAAAACGGGAAGGGAGAGUGGGGGCGCCUCAAAAGAGCUGCUGAGGCUUUGCCUCUACUUGCACCGGUGGGGCCCUCCUCCUAUGGGGCAGGCAGAGAGGGGAUGGGGGUGGGCG